Messenger RNA from Mycena citricolor, 1200 nucleotides. Lineage: Eukaryota; Fungi; Basidiomycota; Agaricomycetes; Agaricales; Mycenaceae. The record is from the annotation of a GenBank genome assembly.
AUGUUCAUUCGCCCGACCGCCGAAGAGUUGGCCGACUACGGCGAACCCGACUUCGUCGUACUGAACGCGUCGAAAGCCAAAGUGGAAAACUACAAGGAACUGGGGCUGAACUCCGAAACGGCGGUCGUAUUCAACCUGACCGAAAAGAUGCAGGUCAUCAUCAACACCUGGUACGGCGGCGAAAUGAAAAAAGGCAUGUUCUCUUACAUGAACUACCUGCUGCCGCUCAAAGGCAUGGCUUCGAUGCACUGCUCGGCCAACACCGACCUGAAGGGCGGCAACACCGCAAUCUUCUUCGGGCUGUCCGGCACCGGCAAAACCACCCUUUCGACCGACCCGAAACGUCUGCUGAUCGGCGACGACGAGCACGGCUGGGACAACGACGGCGUCUUCAACUUCGAGGGCGGCUGCUACGCGAAAGUGAUCAACCUCGACAAGGAUAGCGAACCGGACAUCUGGAACGCCAUCAAGCGCGACGCGCUGCUCGAAAACGUAACGGUGCGUGCGGACGGUUCGAUCGAUUUCGCCGACAAAUCGGUAACCGAAAACACCCGCGUUUCGUAUCCGAUCUACCACAUCGAGAACAUCGUUAAACCGGUUUCGAAAGGCCCGGCUGCAGAAAAGGUGAUCUUCCUGUCGGCCGACGCUUUCGGCGUGCUGCCUCCGGUUUCGAUCCUGACCCCGGAACAGACCAAAUACUACUUCCUGUCCGGCUUCACCGCCAAACUGGCCGGAACCGAACGCGGCAUCACCGAACCGACUCCGACCUUCUCGGCCUGCUUCGGCGCAGCCUUCCUGUCGCUGCAUCCGACCAAAUACGGCGAGGAACUGGUGAAAAAAAUGCAGGCUUCCGGCGCAAAGGCCUAUCUGGUUAACACCGAUGGAACGGAACCGGCAAGCAUGCCGUACUUCGACUUCGAAAUUCCGACCGCGCUGCCGGGCGUAGACCCGAAGAUCCUCGAUCCGCGCGACACCUAUGCGGAAGCCGCGCAGUGGGAUGCCAAAGCCAAAGACCUGGCCGAACGUUUCAUCAAGAACUUCAAGAAAUUCGAAGGCAACGAAGCCGGCAAGAAACUGGUUGCCGCGGCCCGAAACUUUAAGACGAGAAUCCUUUAUAACCGAAAAAAUCCCGGCGUUUUUGCGCCGGGAUUUUUUUCUUCGGCCCGCAUCCGAUCUCCGCGCCAAAAUCAUUACCCUUAG